This is a messenger RNA of Silurus meridionalis, 4792 nucleotides long. It is a transcript of the gene sh3bp4a, whose product is annotated as SH3-domain binding protein 4a. Gene Ontology annotation, molecular function: protein binding. NCBI's taxonomy places the organism in Eukaryota, Metazoa, Chordata, Actinopteri, Siluriformes, Siluridae. Gene Ontology annotation, cellular component: cytoplasm. The record is from RefSeq and is a predicted model, not a curated record.
UGCCUCGUCUAGCGCGAGAGGAAUCGGCUCGAGCUCCUACAAAGGAGUGAUCGACUAGUGUACUGUAUCAGUUCACACGCGCGCGCACACACACACACACACACACACACUGGAUCUCUGCUCUCCGGAUCAUUUCAGGGGGUGCAGGCAGUGUCACCAGAUAAACUUCAUAUGGACAGCUGCCGAUGACAGAACUGUACGUACGGCAAUGGGAGUGUGAACCAGUCGGAACAAGGCUAGAGACAACAUGGCUGCCCAUCGCAUUCGAGUGACCAAUAACAACAGUGUCCUCCCGCGAUGCAAGUCAGAAGGCACCCUGAUCGACCUCAGUGAGGACGUGUCCGAGGCCAGUCUUACGGAAGUCAAAGUGCCUUCUCCGAGUGCCUUGCGUUUGGACACCACUGCAUCUUUUGGGACCGCACAGGAAGUAGUCGCCAUCAGGGACUACUGCCCAUCCAGCUUCACCACGUUAAAGUUCUCUAAAGGAGAUCGCCUGUAUGUGUUGGACACCUCCGGGGGAGACUGGUGGUAUGCUCACAACAAUACAGAGAUGGGAUACAUUCCCUCGUCAUACGUCCAACCUGUUUGCUAUCGGGACUCCUAUCUCAGCGACAGUGGCAUGGUCGAUAACCUAGGCGACUCCUCAGACGAGGGUGUGAAGGAGUUAGACCUGCUGGGAGAGUGGACUGGAAUGUCCCUGAAGCUCCCUCCAGCUUAUAACAGCAAAAACAACCCCUUUUUGACAAAUCCGUUUCUCAACGGGACUGUGCAGAACCAGCUUCAAGACCAGAACACCAACCAACACAACAGCAUUGACUUGCUUCUCUUUGAUUCGCUGACUCCAUCUGCUCCUGUCUCCACGACCAGCAGCAACAGCACUAGUAAUGGAUAUGGCAGCAGCAUCUUUGAUGGCACGCCCACCAGCCCUAACGUCGAAACUUUGCAAGUAUUCCGAAAGGACAACCCGUUCUUCCGGAGUAAAAGAUCCUAUAGUUUGUCCGAGUUAUCAGUCCUACAGUCUCAGUCAACUACGCCUUUGCCACCGUCCGAAUUCUUUACAGGUCUUAAGGCGCCUUCUCCCGAGCAGUUUAAGAGCAGAGAGGACUUUAGGACAGCUUGGUUGAAUCAUAGAAAGUUAGCACGCUCCUGCCAUGACCUCGAUUCCUUGGGACAGAAUCCAGGCUGGGGCCAAACACAACCAGUUGAGACGAACAUUGUUUGUAAGCUGGACAGUUGUGGUGGGGCAGUUCAAUUGCCGGACACUAGCAUCAGUAUUCACGUUCCUGAGGGUCAUGUCGGAGGAGACACACAACAAAUCUCCAUGAAGGCUUUACUGGAUCCUCCACUGGAACUAAACAAUGAUAGGUGUACUACAGUCAGCCCGGUAGUGGAGAUCAAACUGAGCAACAUGGAGAUAAAAUCAUUCAUAACCUUGGAGAUGAAGGUAUCUGUAGAGGUGAAGAAAGAGAGCAGGCAAAUGACGAAGGUUGUCUGCGUGAGGAGCGACAGUAAAGACGGUCCAUACGUCCCAGUUCCUCAGGCUUACAUAUAUGGUGACACAGUUCAGGUUCAGCUGGACAGCCUUGAGCCGUGUAUGUAUGUUGCAGUUGUGGUCCAGUCCCACAACAUUUCCUUUAAUUUAACAGUCUGGGAUCAAGUGGUGAAGAAAGUCACUUUGGGUUUAUACGGGCCCAAGCACAUUCAUCCCUCCUUUAAGACAGUGGUGGCUGUUUUUGGACAUGACUGCGCUCCGAAGACACUGCUCGUCACUGAAGUUGGGAAACAAGCUCAAUCGGCACCACCAGUCGCACUUCAGCUGUGGGGAAAGCACCAGUUUGUCCUCAACCGGCCUCAAGACCUUCAAAUAGGCAUGUACUCUAAUAUGAGCAACUACGAGGUGAAAACAAACGACCAGGCCAGAAUGGUCCGGGGCUUUCAGGUAAAGCUCGGCAAGGUGAGUCGGCUCAUAUACGUCAUCAGUUCUCGAAAUCCUCAAGAGCUGUCCGACUUUACCUUACGCGUUCAGGUAAAGGACGAUCAGGAUUGCAUUCUCGCUCAGUUCUGCGUCCAGACGCCACAGCCACCUCCUAAAACUGGAAUCAAAGCCAAUGGGCAGCGGAGGUUCCUGAAGAAGAAGGAAGUGGGGAAAAUCCUGCUGUCCCCUUUGGCCAUCACAACCAAAUACCCACAGUUUCAAGAUCGCUGCGUCACCAACUUAAAGUUUGGUAAAAUGAUCAAGACAGUGAUUAGGCAAACAAAGAACCAAUACUUGCUGGAAUAUAAGAAGGGCGACGUCAUUGCCUUGCUGAGCGAGGAGAAGAUCAAAUUGAAAGGACAAUUGUGGACCAAAGAGUGGUAUAUUGGUUACUAUCAGGGAAAGACCGGACUCGUCCACGUGAAAAACUUGCUCGUCUUGGGAAAAGUGAAGCCGAUCUACUUUUGCGGGCCAGACCUCACGACCGCAAUGCUGCUGGAGCAAAUUCUCAAACCCUGCAAGUUUCUUACCUACAUUUAUGCCUCAGUGAGGACCGUACUAAUGGAGAACUUGGGAAACUGGAGGGCGUUUGCGGAUGCCCUGGGUUACGAUAAUUUGCCCUUGACUUACUUCUGCAGGGCAGAUUUGGAUAGUGAACCUGAGAGGGUGGCUUCGGUUCUGGAGAAACUCAAAGAGGACUGCAACAACAUGGAAAUGAAGGAGAAGAAAUCUUUUCAGAAGGAGCUCAUGAUGGCUCUGUUAAAGAUGGACUGUCAGGGUCUGGUGGUGCGUCUCCUGCUGGACUUCGUCCUCCUGACGACGGCGGUGGAAGUGGCUCCUCGCUGGAGGGAACUGGCCGAGAAACUCGCUCACGUCUCCAAACAGCAGAUGGACGACUACGAAGCUCCACAUAGAGACCGCAAUGGCGUGAUGGACGCUGAAGCCAUGUGGAAGCCGGCGUACGACUUCCUGCUGACGUGGGCAGCUCAGAUUGGAGACAGCUACCGCGACGUGAUCCAGGAGCUGCAGCUGGGCCUGGACCGCAUGAAGAACCCCAUCACCAAGCGCUGGAAACAUCUCACGGGCACGCUCAUCCUCGUCAACUGCCUCGACAUGCUGCGGAGCUCCGCCUUCAGCCCCGCCUCUCACGACGACUUCGCCAUCUAAACUCCGCGCAUCGUCGCGCACGUUUUUUUACCUCAGAAUCAUCUGUGACACGUCCUUCCUCACAGUUUGACUUUUGACCUCUUUGAGUCUCUGGAAGCCAAAACACUCGCGUCGCGUCACUUUCCCAUUCCGCAUGUUUUUAUGUCGCCGCCUUUCUUUUUCCUUCUUUUUUUUAUAUAUAUGAUUUUUAGACUAAAUUAUUUUUCUUUCAGUAGAAGAUAAAAAAGCGUAAUGUGUACUAACGUGGCUUUAUUUCCACAUUUUCUUUCCACCUGAUGGACAAUCAGUGAACCAAAAUAUAGAACGUUUGCAGUAGCAAAGUCACUAAGAUUGCGCUAGCUGUGAAUUAGCAUUAGCGAACCGUCCGGACACGCUGUACGUGUGUUACCUGUUUUUUUCCCUCACCUUUCUGAGCGCGAUCAGUUCGAUUGUUGGAAUUGAUGUUAAAUCCUGUUUGUUUGUCUGUUUUUCUUUGUCAGUGAGAAUGAGGUUAAUGUUACUAUCUACUGCUUUCUAAAUCCAGUGAGACUCCCGUGAGACAACAGUCUGGGCUACAGCGCUAAUGCUAAAGUUCUUUUGAGCUACUUUCAAGGGUAGAUGUUCAGUGAUGUUCUCUUCGCUGUAUGGUUUUUGUCUUCGGAUAUGAACUCCUAAAAAAAACCUUAGUGGUUAGCAUUAGCUGUGUAAGACUCGUUAGCAAUGUGGAUUUCUUCCAACUUUCCAUUUUCCGUAUUUUUUUUUUUUUAGAUUUCGUCAUCCUGAACCGAGAAAAAGGAAAAUGUUCAUUUCAAACAUCGAGUUUUUUAAUAGUAUUAAAUGAGAGAAGGGGCAUGGCUUGAGAUUUCCAAAUGCUGAUUGGCUCGUCUCCUGUUUUAUCGGAGGUCUGCUAGUUAUUUUUUUCCCGAUAACCCGUACCAGUGUACUCAGAUGUUAAACUGCAAAGCUAUGCAGAAUGCACUAUGGGAGGCUAAUCCAAUCUAAUCCAAUCCAGUCUAAUCAGAGUAAACUGAUGAUCGUUGGAUAAUAUCACGUAGAGACGACUUAUUCAAUCACAAAAUUGUACUGCUAGCUAAUACUAGCUAAAUAUCUCUGAAGAAGUGCAUUAUGGGUAACACACGCUCACACUCAUCCGAUUAAACCCCGAGUCACUCCAGGAUCAUAAUCGUGCGAUGUAGCUGCAGCCUGAAGUAAACUGUAAUGAAGUGAUUUAGUUGCCAAAUAGUGAUCCAUGUAAAGUGUUAUGGUGCAGUAUUAUUCACGAACCCGCUCUCCUUCUCUUCUCUUAUAUUGCUUUGUUACUUUUCUCUCUUUUUUGUAUGUUUCUAUUUAAAUCUGAUUGCUAGCUGCGCCCCCGAGCGUCUUCACGUGAACCCGUGACGUGUUGUUUUUAGCGUGUAGCGUCCGUCUCCGCGCGAGUCAUACCGAGACUGUGUGUGUUUCUGUGCAUUGAUCUCCUCCGUCCAUCUUCUCACCGCUGUCACAUGGGAAAUUGUAGCCACGUGUAAUAGUUCCAGCUACAUGUGUAAAGGAUGUGUGUGUGUGUGUGUGUGUGUGUGUGUGUGUGUGUGUGUGUGUGUGGGUGUGUGAGGAAUCGAAUGUGCUGUACUUUUUGUUUGAAUCGGGUCAAUAAAUACGCCAUCAGUUUGGAAA